Stylophora pistillata is the source of this 1896-nucleotide messenger RNA. RefSeq names its product failed axon connections homolog. Gene Ontology annotation, cellular component: cytoplasm. The record is from RefSeq and is a predicted model, not a curated record. Lineage: Eukaryota; Metazoa; Cnidaria; Anthozoa; Scleractinia; Pocilloporidae.
UGACUACCCAGCAUCGUCACCAGAGAAACAAGAUGGCGGCACGAUUGCGAUCAAUGUUAGUGCGUGUCUUCAUGAAAGACAUUAUUCCUGGUGCUAAUGCACCGAAAAUAACUGUUCCCAAUGGUAUCGUAUUUCUGCAUCAACCUCCGAUUUCAGAUGGAGUUCCCAUGAUUUCAAACUUUGCUCUGAAACUGGAAACUUACCUUCGAAUGGCGGACAUCCCUUACAAAAAUUCUUUCGUGCCCAAGAAUUCUUCUAAAGGAAAAAUACCAUGGAUCGAAUACAAUGGAAAGAAGAUGGCCGAUUCUAACUUUUGCAUUUCGUUUCUGAAUGAAGAAUUCAAAGUUACUUUAGAUAACAAGCUCAGCAAAUCAGAGAAGGCUGUAUCUCAUGCUCUCAAAAGUAUGGUGGAGGAGAACACUUAUUGGACAAUGGUAUACUAUCGUUGGAUUGAUGCCACAGAUUUGACAUCAAAACUUUUCUUUCCAAGAGCCUCACAAAGGAAACAGGACCUCUUCUUUUCAAUGUUCCAGCGCACCAUGAAAGAGUACCUAAAUGGGCAUGGUAUGGGCCGUCAUAAAAAAGAGGAAGUUUAUGCCAUUGCAAAGAAGGACUUGCAGACCUUGUCUGAUUAUCUGGAUGUCAACCCAUUUGUCAUGGGCCAGGAGCCUACAACUGUGGAUGCAUCAGUGUUUGGUCUUUUGGCAGAAUUUGUCUGGCAGGACAAGGCCUCACCACAAAAUGCAGCAAUUCACAAGGAUUUUAAGAAUCUGUUAGGUUAUUGUGAGAGAAUGAAAGAGAAAUAUUGGCCAGACUGGGAUGACACAAUUGCACAUAGAAAAAAAUUUCAUUCUGAAGCUUGAGUACCAUAGACAAAGAAUAUUUUCCUUAUUAUGCAUGCACAUUGAGGUACACUGUGCUUGUCACAUCUGAUGACCCUGAACAUGGAACAAUUAAGUUCUUCAACCCUUUUAUACCCUAAAUUCAGGAUCAAUAUUCUCCAUACUUUUAUGUGCAUAUUUCUUUUUUAUUCUCUUGAUCCUAAUGAAUGAUUCAGCAGAAUAGCACUGUAAGGAGAUAUCUGAUGCUGGACACUCCUUGGGUUUAAAGAUUUAACCCUUUCACCUGCAGGACCAAAAAAUAGGACAUCUUGUCACAAUAUCAAUAUGUUGUCCAGGAGAAAGUUUAUGAUAAGAAAAAGGUAAACCAGGGGAUACUGUUUGAUUUAAUACCAAAUUCCGAGAGUUGAAUUUGUUGAAAUAUGUAUGACAGGCAACGUGGAGAAUUGAUAUUAUUUUAUCAGAUCUUGGGAGUAAUAAGGUUCAAAACUUAUCUCUUAGUUGAAGGAGAAGUUUUUUUGUUGAAUUGGAGAUAGUUUAAAUCAAGCAUUUGUCACAUUAAAACCAGAAGGGAAGUUUCUUUUCUCAACCUCUCAAAUUGCCUACAUAUAAAAGAACUUAAUCAAGCAAUGUUUAUUGGUUGAAGCGAAAUUUCACUCCAAAAAAAUAAGACAUUGUUUUUGGAUUUUUUGUACUAAUGUUUUCAGUUCUCCUUUUUCAACAGUACUCUUACCAGUUUCCCAUUGGCAAUAGAGAAGAACGCAACAUCCAAAGUGCUAAUUUAUGUUCAGUACCUGUACUCAUGCAGAUUCUUUUGUAAAAUUUGCCUUUUGGUUUUAAUAUCCUAUGAGCUGUUCAUGUCUUAAAGCUUAUAAUUACUGUACUCAUGCAUGAUCACUUCAGAAAGAUACAAUACCAACAAGUUACAAUUUUUAAGAUUUAAAGCACCCUGAACUACUUCAGUCAAAUUUAAGAAGCCAUUGAGAACAUUGAAACUUUAGCUGCUUCUCAAUUUUAUACUUGUAUUUAAGUGACUCUCAAUUUCAUUGUACAAACU